AUGUUCUGCAGCGUCUUCUGCAAAAGAGUGAUUUCUUCAAGGAAAGCUAUUCUCUGUUCAAAGAACGACAAUGCUGAUGCUAUUAACAGCAAGGUGAUGGAGAACGUGUUUGGUGAAAAGGUCAUUUUGUACUCUGCUGACACAGUGCAAUCCGAUCUGACCAACACUGAGGCCCAAGCCUAUCCCUCAGAGUAUUUACAAACCCUUUCGCCUUCAGGGCUGCCGCCAGCAGUUUUGGGGUUGAAAGUAGGUCUUCCUGUCAUGCUCUUGAGAAACUUCAACCCUGAAAGAAGUUUGUGCAAUGGUACAAGGCUCAUUAUGCAGCAGAUUGGACAAUAUGUACUGAAGGUGAAAAUCCUUGGAGGGUCAGAUGCAGUCGAGUUGAUUCCUCGCUUUACUUUGUCCACAUUGCCUGGCACAUUGCCAUUCAUUUUGACCAGAAAGCAAUUCCCGGUCAAGGUGUCUUUUGCAAUGACCAUCAACAAAUCGCAGGGUCAAUCUCUCAAAAAAGUCGCCGUGGAUCUCAGGAGUCCCGUAUUUACUCAUAGUCAACUCUAUGUUGCCAUGUCAAGAGCAACAUCUGCCAAUGACAUGACCAUUUUAUUACCCGAAAAUAUAGCACAUGCACAAAAUGGCGACGCCGACAUCGAGCGUAGCCAGAUAGAUCGGCUAGUACUGGAAAACUAUGAAAAAAACGUCGUCGUAGCCAAGAUCAAAAGCCCCUCUCUCAAGAGUUAUUUGUGGUUUCAAGUCAGCAUUUGGUAA
Mucor velutinosus is the source of this 765-nucleotide messenger RNA. RefSeq names its product inositol hexakisphosphate and diphosphoinositol-pentakisphosphate kinase. Gene Ontology annotation, biological process: DNA replication. The transcript is spliced from 2 exons. Gene Ontology annotation, cellular component: replication fork. The record is from RefSeq and is a predicted model, not a curated record. NCBI's taxonomy places the organism in Eukaryota, Fungi, Mucoromycota, Mucoromycetes, Mucorales, Mucoraceae. Gene Ontology annotation, molecular function: ATP binding; helicase activity. The coding region runs from base 1 to 765 and encodes 254 amino acids.